UAUUUAUUCACCGUCUCUCUCCUCUCCUUUUCCACUAUGCUCUAUAUCUCAAUCCCUCUUGAGAACUUCCUAGAUACCACAAAAAUGUCGUUUGAGGUCUGCGUCAAGGCUGCCGUUGGUGCCCCUGAUGUUCUUGGAGACUGUCCUUUUAGCCAAAGGGUGCUUCUGACUUUGGAGGAGAAGAAAGUCCCUUACAAGAUGCAUCUGAUCAAUGUCAGCGAGAAGCCCCAGUGGUUUUUGGAAGUGAAUCCUGAGGGGAAGGUGCCUGUGAUUAAGUUUGACGACAAAUGUAUUCCUGACUCUGAUGUUAUAGUUGGCCUCAUUGAAGAAAAAUACCUAAACCCUCCCCUUUCCCCUCCCCCCGAGGUCGCUUCUGUCGGAUCCAAGAUAUUCCCUUCUUUUGUCAAGUUCUUGAAGAGCAAGGACCCCAAUGACGGGUCAGAGCAGGCUUUGCUUGAUGAGUUGAAGGCACUGGAUGAACAUCUUAAGGCACAUGGGCCAUAUGUUAAUGGGGAGAACAUUUGUGCUGUUGAUUUGAGUUUGGCACCAAAGCUUUUCCAUCUGGAUGUGGUUCUUGAACAUUUCAAAGGGUGGAAAGUUCCAGAAAGCUUGACCCAUAUCCAUAAGUAUAUGAAGUUGCUCUUCUCCCGGGAUUCUUUCAAGAAGACCGAGCCUGCGAAAGAAUAUGUGAUUGCAGGAUGGGCGCCAAAGGUCAACACAUGAAGCUAUUAUCAAUUGUAGUUGAUAUGUAGCUUGUGCUAGUUAUAAUGGUUUGGUUAGAGACAUAUGUGCGUUUCAGACAUUUCGAACCAGAACAGAUGCUGUUUGGUCCUAUGAAUAAUAAAAAUGCCCGUAUGCCGGUCUUAAGGUCA
This is a messenger RNA of Rhododendron vialii, 872 nucleotides long. RefSeq names its product glutathione S-transferase DHAR2-like. Gene Ontology annotation, molecular function: glutathione dehydrogenase (ascorbate) activity. The transcript has 6 exons. The coding region runs from base 37 to 723 and encodes 228 amino acids. Lineage: Eukaryota; Viridiplantae; Streptophyta; Magnoliopsida; Ericales; Ericaceae. The record is from RefSeq and is a predicted model, not a curated record. Gene Ontology annotation, biological process: cellular oxidant detoxification; protein glutathionylation; ascorbate glutathione cycle.